ACGGGCUUGUAAUUUUGAAGUUUUUAUAACUUGUAAUCGACUAUGAAGGUUCUGAUAACCGGUGAUUCCAUGAUUAAAUAUAUGUACCAAUAUUUACCGUCUCAGCUGUAUGAUAAUAAACUGCAUGCUCUCGCGUUUCCGGGCAUAACAAUAGAAAGGUUGACCAAAAAAAUUUCAUCCUUUAAUGAAUACGAUUGUAUCCUUUUUCAUGUAGGGACCAAUAAUAUGGAUUCUACUGUGGAUGACAGUGUCUUAAAAUAUAAAAGUUUAAUUCGGGAAGUGAGUAGAGUGAAUCCGUAUGCGCGGGUAGUCAUAUCAGGAAUUUUGCCCAGAGUGGAUUCGAAGUAUUUAACUUAUAAUGAGAGAGACGAAUUGCGACCUCGACUGCGCUCUGUCAACAACAAGAGUUCUCAGUUUGAUGAAAAAAUGAUUGAUCUCUGUGAAGAGCUGGAUAAUGUAACCUUCUGCAUGUCAUCUCGUGACUGGAGUGGAUGCAUGGCUCUGGAUGGGCUGCAUUUGAAUGCAGCAGGAACACGGCAGUUAGCUACACUGUUUGUUCAAGUUUUGACGCAACUUUUAACUGAGAGUUCCAAAAGUACCAGUAAAAUAGAGCUUCGAAGUUCAUUGGAUUUUCCUCCUCUCUGUGAUGGCGGCAGCGAUAUUUUAACAUCUUCAGCCUCUCCUCUGUAUUCUGAAGUUGUUGCUGAAUCAGCUCUGUCGAGGAAACUGCCAUCACAGUUGAAUGUGAAAGCUCCUUCAGAAACUGAACAGCAACUUCAAACAAGAGAAUUUCAACAGUGUUCAUCUGCUGCUGUUACUCAAAAGAACCUAAAGGAAAAUUCUGAAUUGUCUUCUUUCUUGAGGAAAUCUGCUCAUCCAGAUCCUAAUGGUUGGAUUCAUGUAGGGCGAAAACGUUUCACUCAAAAUAUAGAACAGUGUUGUCAGUUGAGGUGAGAUAUUGUUUCUAACUUUCCAAGGACAAUAAAUUAGAGCUUUUAUCAAGUAACCAAACACAUUUUCAGAAAAAGGGACUGAAAAAUGUUGUUAGAGCUGGCAUAUGGGAAUCCAUUUUAAUGGAUUGAUCCCAGCUGAAUAUUGGGCAGCUCAGUUCAAUAUUCAGUUUUCUGCUGAUGACCCACUUAGGUCAAAGUAAGAAAUAUAUAUAUAUCUUAAUGUAAUGCAAUCAUUAUACAGGGUGUGAAUCAAAAGUUUAAAGACUUACCUUGAAAUAGAAAUUUAUUGGACAUUUAAAUACAGCGGACUAAAAUUCUUCAAAAUAUAAUACUUCAGCAUCAACACAGCGUGCCUUCCACUGUUCGUAGCCCUUCUGGAAGGCCUCGAGUGUCAUGCUGUCAAGGGCUCUCGUCGAAGCCUGUUGGAUGGGGUCGAAUCGCUUUCCUUUUAGGACUGUCUUGAUUCGGGAAAAGAGGAAAAAGUCACUUGGAGCCAAGUCGGGACUGUAGGGUGGCUGCGUCAGUGUUAUCACAUUGAACUUGACUCAAACGUCGGCGGGUGCAUUGUCGUGGUGCAGAAUCCAGACGCCGGGCGGACUCGAUCCCUCAAGCGGCGGAGCACUCCAACAUAAAAGUCACCUGUGACAGUCUGUCCACAAGCAACAAACCCUUGUGAAUCACUCCUUGACAAUUAAAAAAGCAAUCAGCAUGCACUUCACACGCGACUUGCUCAUGCGAGCUUUCUUGGGCUUCGGAGAGGAAGCAGUGUGUUAUUUUGAGCUUUGAUACUUCGACUCAGGAUCGUACUCGUAGACCCAGGUCUCAUCACCAGUCACCUUUUUCUCCAGAAGGUUCAGAUCAACAUUCAACCGUUGGAGCAUUUCCUGGCAAACAGUCAUGCAUAAUUUUGCAUAACAUCUGUAUAUACGCACAGAAUAAACGACUUCUUUUCCAAAAGGAAUUUUUUCA
This is a messenger RNA of Stegodyphus dumicola, 1922 nucleotides long. RefSeq lists its product as uncharacterized. NCBI's taxonomy places the organism in Eukaryota, Metazoa, Arthropoda, Arachnida, Araneae, Eresidae. The record is from RefSeq and is a predicted model, not a curated record.